Molecule: messenger RNA, 3876 nt
Organism: Daldinia childiae
Lineage: Eukaryota; Fungi; Ascomycota; Sordariomycetes; Xylariales; Hypoxylaceae
Product: Lovastatin diketide synthase LovF
Exons: 10
Coding region: 1-3876 (1291 amino acids)
Biological process (GO): secondary metabolite biosynthetic process; fatty acid biosynthetic process
Molecular function (GO): fatty acid synthase activity
Source: RefSeq, a predicted model, not a curated record
AUGGCCCAAGAAGUUGUUGAUGAGCGUAGUCUAUGGGAUGUCAUCGUGAACCGGAAGAAUUUGAUGACCGAUUGGCCGGAAAACCGUAUAAAUUUAGACGCCCAUCACGAUGGGGGCUCGACUAAGAAGCCAAACAUGAUACAUGCACGGGGCGCUCAUUUUGUGAAAGAAGACCCAAGAGUCUUCGACGCACCCUUCUUCUGCAUCCCUGCUAGAGAAGCUGAGUCGAUAGACCCGCAACAGCGUUGGGCCCUGGAGACUGUAUAUCAUGCCUUGGAAAACGCUGGAAUUCCCGUCGAGAGUAUCCGAGGCAGCCGCACUGCGGUGUAUGCGGCAUCCUUCUCCAACGACUACAGGGCAAUUAUAUCGAAAGAUCCUGAUCUCUCUCCGCGCCAAACCGCCACAGGCGUUGCUCCGUCUAUACUGCCAAACCAGCAGGCCAUCAUAUUCGGUACAAGCGUGUUCCUUGACCCAGAGUCUUCUAUUUCCAUGUCCAGCUUGAACUUUCUGUCUCCGGAUGGCCGCUGUUACAGCUUUGAUUCACGGGCAAACGGGUUUGCACGUGGCGAGGGCGUUGUAGCUAUCGUUGUCAAGCCUCUCAGAGACGCCAUCAAUCAUGGGGACGUUAUACGGGCUGUAAUACGCUCGACGGCGUCAAACCAGGACGGUAGAUCGCUAGUCCUCACACAGCCAAGCAGUGAGGCGCAAGAAACGCUUAUACGCCACGCUUAUGCAAAGGCGGGCAUUGGGUUUGAUGAGACAAGAUAUUUUGAGGCCCAUGGUACCGGAACCCCAAUAGGGGAUCCAAUCGAGAUGAAAGCUAUUGGGCAGACGUUCCGCAUAUCUCGUUCUACCGAAGCCCCUCUUUACGUCGGUUCGGUUAAGGCCAAUGUCGGCCAUCUUGAAGCAGCGAGUGGUUUAGCAGGAGUUGUCAAGUCCAUAUUAGCUCUCGAAAAGGGGAUUAUCCCACCGAAUGCUCUUUUUGAAAAGCUCAAUCCCAGCAUCGAUGCCGACUCUUUGAAUGUUAAGGUUCCCACUCAGUGCAUUCCUUGGCCAACCCAGGGUCUUCGUCGGGCCUCCGUCAAUACAUUCGGAUUCGGAGGCACUAACUCCCACGUCAUCCUUGACGAUGCCCUCCACUACCUGCGAAUGCAUAACCUCGAAGGCUUUCAUCACACCGUUGAUAUUCCAGCACAGCCUAACGGAAUAUCAUUCAGCAUAAGCAACUACUAUGCUAACGGCAAUUCGCAACGGCCAAAGCUUUUCGUUCUCAGCGCCAUGGACUCUGCAGCUUUACAGCGCAUGAUCAACGCAUAUCAGAGCUACUAUCAUACUUUUACUUCUACUCAUCGGCGAAGUCUUGAUCUGCUAGUAUACACACUAGCAGCACGACGAAGUAUGAUGCCAUGGCGCGCGUUUGCCGUUGUGGACCCUUCGCGCGAGUUUAACUUCGUAAAAGGAGAAGUUGGAGACGAUGCUCACCCACCUCUUCGCAUGUCGAAACCGGUUCGUGUGUCCUCUGCAAAGCUGGGCAUCGCCUUCGUCUUUACUGGCCAGGGAGCUGGGUACUGUGGAAUGGGGCGUGGGUUGCUGCAAUACCCGACGUUCGAAGAGAGUCUUCGGAGAUCCGAUUACGCACUUGCUAGCCUAGGUUGCAAAUGGACUAUAUUUGAUGAGCUUUACAACUCUGAGACAAUUAACUCACCAGAGUUUAGCCAACCUCUAUGUACAGUACUGCAAAUUGCUCUCGUUGAUCUACUCCGGGCUUUUGGAGUAGUUCCUACUGCUGUUGUUGGACAUUCAAGUGGUGAGAUCGCGGCCGCGUACGCAAUUGGUGCUCUAUCACAAAAGUCCGCCUGCAAGGUGGCUUACUAUCGCGGACAGCUUGCGGAGAGACUUCGCAGAUCAUCAAGCGCAAGACCAGGAGCUAUGAUGUCAGUGAAUCUAUCUGAAGUCCAAGUUCCCAUAUAUCUCCAGCAACUGGCAAUUGAAAAUGGGGUGGUGCACGUAGCGUGUGUGAACAGCCCUACGAAUGUUACACUUUCAGCACCCUCCGACAUCAUCGAUACACUCAAAGAACGACUUGAUCGAGAUGGAAUCUUCACCCAGAAGGUUAACACAGGCAUCGCAUACCACUCACCAGCAAUGCGUGAGAUCGCAGCAGAUUAUCUUCAGUUAAUGGGAUCUUUGGAGCUGGGUUCCAGCAGUCUGCAGCACAUACCGAUGGUUAGCUCGGUUACUGGGAAGUUUGCUGUCCCGAAGCAAUUAGCCAUGGCCCAGUAUUGGGUUGACAACCUACUAUUACCGGUGAGAUUUGUUGACGCAUUACGGCCCAUCGCCGAGUAUCCCGGUGCGAUCACUGACCUGAUCGAAAUCGGCCCACAUCCAGCGCUCAGGAGACCGUUGAAAGACAAUAUCCCUUCACUGCAUUAUCAUCCCACACUGGAACGAAAUAAAGAAUCCGAAAUAUCUAUGCUCGAGCUUUUAGGCACGCUAUUUUGUGAAGGGUAUCCGGUAUCUAUACUUGCAGUUAUCUUCUUGGGAGACGUGCUCAUGAUUGGAAUCCACUUCAACCUAGGUGGAGGAAUUGGCUUUGUAAAGAAACGUUUCCCUGGCUGGGCCAUCAUGUGCGGCACAACUCUUUGCCCGGCUACAUGUAUGCUGAUAAUGGCUACCGAGGCUAUAACCCAGUUCGUCAAUACAAAGAAUCAACCACUAUCUGGUAUACACUUCAAAGACGUAGAAUUCAUAGCCCCGAUCAUGGUAGGCGAAACACCACAAGACGCUGUCGAGACGGUGGUUGAACUACGCCCGAUUCGAAAUGUAAGCGAAAAAGAGUCCACCAGGUCGGAAAUUCGUAUAUUCUCGGAAAAGAAUGGGAGCUGGACGGAAUGUUUCCGGGCUGAGGUUCGAACAGAAUACCAGGAGUGCAAUGUGACCCAAGUCAACGUAGUCGACGAGGCGAAAUGGGAAAGAGAACAUAUCCACGAUCUCAUCAAAUCAGCAGCGAUAUCUUGCACGAAGUCUAUCGACUCACGUUCGUUUUACGAAUAUUGCGAGGAAUACGGUUACGAAUAUGGCCAGUCGUUCCAAUUACUACGAGAUAUCAGAUGGGACAAUAAGACCACCUCCUUUGCACGAAUUGACCUCACAGCGCCAGAGGUAUCCCAGGAAGUAGCGGAAAUACCUGUACAUCCUGCGACUUUAGACGCAGUUCUACAUCUCUUUCUUGCCCAAUAUUCCAAGGGCAUCACAAAGGAUAUUGCUACUGUUAUUCCGCAUCAUAUUUCAGACAUGUGGAUAUCUUCGAAGGCAUGGAAUCAGAUAACGUCGACAGUAAGCAUUAUUUCAGUUUCUCAGAAAGACAACGAUCGACUAUCCAAUCUCUACGGAAUUUCGGACGAUGGCUCGUUGUUAUGCACGGUCAAGAGCCAGACCGUGGCAGAAGUCUCCAGUCUUAACAAGUUAGAAGAAGAUAUGCAGGCUAGCACAUUGUUGCAUAGCAUCUCGUGGAAGCCACAACUAAGUUCACUAAGUGCUGCCGAGUUACAGCAGUUGUGUGAUACUGGCGCAUUAGUUGCGGAUGAGAGCACCACCAUAGCACACAUCACAAAAGUAGAGAUGAUUAUGAAAAUUGCAGCACGCAAGGCGGUUAAAGAGAUAUCAAACGAAGACCUCGACCAAGCACCACGCUAUAUGAGGAAAUUAAUGGCUUCCAUGGAACAUCAAUAUGGAUGGCGAGAAGGUGAACCGGCUGAUCCUGAUGACCCGGAGUUUGAAAAGUCUACUCCAGGAAUGCGAAUCAGAAGCGCCGGAACUGCGCAUGUUCCCGGCGGUGCAACGGAAUUUGCCUUCUAUUAUAAGAAGCAGAACUGA